Macrosiphum euphorbiae (potato aphid) is the source of this 1275-nucleotide messenger RNA. The record is from the annotation of a GenBank genome assembly. NCBI's taxonomy places the organism in Eukaryota, Metazoa, Arthropoda, Insecta, Hemiptera, Aphididae.
AUGAUCUACAGAGCUUUAAUCAGAUCAAAAACAGACUAUGGCUCAAUAUUAUUCAACAAUGCUAACACCUCCCACUUAAAUAUGAUUCAAACCAAACUCAAUACUGCCAUAAGAUUAUCAAUCGGGGGAUUUAAAUCCAGCCCAAUUGAGAGCAUUAGAAACAUCGCCAACGAAAUUUCCCCUAAACUCAGAAGGGAAAAACUACUUCUAUUGCAUUGCGCCAGAACCAAAAGAAAUACAAACAACCCAGCAACCAAAAUAAUAAACACAUAUAUACAAGAAGCUGAAAAAGAAAAUAUAAAAAUAAACAACAUUCUAGAUAGAAAACCCUAUAACUUUCCCCCAUGGAACACGACAUUCAACGUCAACCUCUCACUAACAAAUUUCAAAAAAGAAAACACAAUUCCCUCCAUAUAUAAAAACAUGCUUCAAAAUAUACUGCAAGAGCAUCCAAACAGUGUACAAAUUUAUACUGAUGCCUCCAAAACCAACAACGGAGUCGGGGUUGCAAUGAUAGUAAAUAAUCAAAAAAUAACAUAUAAACUUCCUCCCCAAGCCUCAAUAUUUACAGCAGAAGCGAUUGCAAUAUACAAAGCAGCCAAAUAUUUCCACUCAGAAUGCGUAAGCCCCGAAACUAAAUGCAUAAUUCUUAGCGACUCACUAAGCAAUCUAAUAGCAAUCACAAAUACAAGUAACCCGCCCGAUACCACAAAGCUCAUCCAAGAAGAAACCUUCCAGGCUGGCAAAAAAGGGAAACAAAUCCUAUUUGUAUGGAUUCCUGGACAUAGUGGUAUACUGGGAAACGAAAUAGCGGAUAAAGAAGCUCAUAACGCAAUAGACUCAACAUCAACCACAAAUAUAAAUUCCAUCACAUUCGACGACGCGAAAAUCGUAAUCAACACUUACAUAAACAAUAAAUGCCACUCCCACUGGCGACAACUUAACACUAAACUCAAUCAAAUUAAAAAUAACACCAACCUAUGGAAAAAUUCCGGACUUAGUAGAAAAGAUGAAACCACAAUCAACAGACUUCGAAUAGGACACACACAUCUAACGCACAGCUACUUGAUGAGCAACGACGAACCUCCAUUAUGCGACACAUGCAGAGUCCCCCUAACGGUAAAACAUAUCAUCACCGAAUGCCAUAAAUACAACCAGUACCGCGAUCAAUUCCACAUCUCCGAACAAAUCUGUCAAGCACUUGGACCAAACCCACAGGAUACUAACAACUUAAUUUUAUUCCUUAAAAAAUCAGAAUUGUAUAACUUAAUUUAA